This is a messenger RNA of Carya illinoinensis, 1688 nucleotides long. RefSeq lists its product as uncharacterized. Bases 136 to 1638 code for a protein of 500 amino acids. The record is from RefSeq and is a predicted model, not a curated record. NCBI's taxonomy places the organism in Eukaryota, Viridiplantae, Streptophyta, Magnoliopsida, Fagales, Juglandaceae. The transcript has a single exon.
UUCUCUACUGGUCACCAUAGAAGCUGAAAUCCACGAACACCCAUUGACGCUGCUACGGAACUCAAUCUCGUUCUCUUGUUAUGCGUGCAAGAGGGAGGGCAAUGGCUUUCUUACUUCUGUGCUACGUGUCAUAUCAUGAUCCACCCAGAAUGUGGUGUUCCUUUACCAUUGACUGUCAAAGUCAUACGUCACGAACACCCUCUCAAACUGACCUCCUCCGUUCAGGUCAAUCAAUCCCACCAUCGGAUUUGCCAGCUCUGUGUGAAAGUGGUCGACACCUACAGGUUCUAUUAUUGCUCAAUUUGCGAUUUCGCUGCCCACCAAGAUUGUGCUACGAACGAGGACGACAAGGAUGAAACAUUUGAGUUCCCAGAAAAUAAGCACAAGGCAGCUAUUGAUGUACCGACUGCUGCGCUUAAAGAGGAAGAUUUCAGUAUUGAUAAAUCUAUAUCCAUUGAUCCGUUACAGACUCAUCCCCCCAAAAUCCCUUUUAAAAGAGAAAAUUCGAGGUUUGAUGAUCAGUUACCAAAAAUCCCUUUCAAAAGUGAAAAUCCGAGGUUUGAUGAUCAGUACCCAAAAAUCCCUUUCAAAAGUGAAAAUCCGAGGUUUGAUGAAUCGAUUAACUCAGUAAGUUAUGUUGCCAUCGAGAAGAAGAUGAUUGAGGAAAGUUAUGUUGCCAUCGAGAAGAAGAUGAUUGAGGACAGUAUUGACAUAGACGUGGAAAUCAAGCAUUUCAGUCAUGAGCAUAGCUUAAAGCUUACAAAUGAGCUUCUUCUGACAGACGAAAAAUGUGAUGGGUGUAUACAAUGUAUACAACCUCCAUUUUACAGCUGUCCUCAAUGUCCAUUUUUUCUUCAUGAAUCUUGUAUUAAAUUGCCCAGAAAAAAACGGCAAUUGCUUCACCGACACCAACUCACCCUCCUUCCAAAGGCACCUUAUAAAGGUGGCUUGUUUCUAUGCCGUGCUUGUGAUCGUAUUUGCAAUGGAUUCACCUACAAUUGUGAUAAAUGCAGGUUCAACCUUGAUGUGCAAUGUAGUCUGAUCCCAAAUAAAUUUACCCAUGAAGUUCACGUGCAUCCGCUUACUUAUUCGAGUGCCCCAUGCAAGGAGAAGUGUAGUUGUUGUGAUUCUGAAGGAAAAGUCUUCAGAUGUGCUGAUUGUGAAUUUACUCUCGACGUCAAAUGCGCCACGCUACCCCGCAAUGUAAGGUACCGACCCUUUGAUCAACCCUUCAAACUCUGUUAUUCUGCCGAAGAUAACUCUGGUGAAUACUACUGUGACAUCUGUGAAAAAAGACGAGACCACGAGCACUGGUUCUAUCAUUGUUCAGAUCUCCAAUUUCCUGCUCAUCCCAGAUGCAUUCUUGGGGCAUUCCCGAAUAUCAAGUUUGGGAGGACUAUCACAUCCUCUGGGCAUUCGCAUCCUCUCACUUUGGUUCAUUCGUCCAAAGACCACACUCAAUGCUGCAAGGGAUGCAAGGGCCGUAUUUCUGAGAUAUUGAGUUUUGAAUGUGCCGAGUGUAAUUUCAAUUUUCACGUUAGUUGCUUGGAGGGAUUAGAUGAUAUAUAUAUUGGCCACCCGCUGUACCCCCACUCCAGAAUAAUUGGAGAUUAUUCCUAUGAUUCCUAUUAUCAAUAAUGAGAGAGAUCUCCUCACUAAUGCAAUCAUUUAGAAAUCAAUUAUUUAUA